Messenger RNA from Theobroma cacao (cacao), 3042 nucleotides. Lineage: Eukaryota; Viridiplantae; Streptophyta; Magnoliopsida; Malvales; Malvaceae. The record is from RefSeq and is a predicted model, not a curated record.
AAUACUGUCGUUUACCUGCAAAACAUACUUCCAAAAAGGGCAUUGAACAAAAUGACACCCUAUGAAGCUUGGCACCAUGUCAAACCAGCAGUGGAUCAUCUUAGAAUAUUCGGUAACAUCUUCUACAUUCAUGCGCUUGAGGCAAAAAGGUCUAAAUUGGAACCAAGGGCUGAGGUAGGAGUGUUCUUCGGAUACAGUUUACAAGCAAAAGGAUACAGAGUAUUUAGUCUCGGAAGUCUAAAAAGGUUCAAGUGGCCAGAAACAUAAAGUUUGAUGAAAAUGCAAAGUGGAAUUGGGAGUCUAACCUGGUUGAGACAACUAAUAACAGAAUACUUGGUUCAGGGUCACUGCCAGAAGUCAUUUAUGAACCUGAUUAUGAUCCUGAUGACACUGAAUUUACUAUUUCCCAAAUGUUAGGGAUUUUAUUGUUUUUAUCUUCAAAUUAGGCCGUUUCCAAUGGCUCAGUGUCUGUUAUUGUGUCAGGGUAUCUAUUACAGAUCCCUAUGCACCUGGAAUAUAGGAAUACCAGCUCGAGUGUUUGUAUAGCUGGUUCUUGUAAAAAGCUUUUAUCUCUCAUCAACCGGUUCUCUAUAUACACGGCUGAUGCUUAAUGAAAUGUGUGCCCUUCAUUUUCAACAAAUUCCUUUUCUGUUCAUUGCUUGCAGUCUGCUUGAGUAACUGCUGCCAUUUCUCAUGUUCAUUUGUAAUGACCUUAAUCCAGGGAUUGAUUGAAGAGGCAAAACUGGACCACAUCAAUCUUCCUUAUUAUGCACCUACCCCAAAAGAAGUGAGGCACGUAAUUCAAACUGAAGGGUCGUUUCAGAUCCAGCGACUUGAAACUUAUAAAAUAGAUUGGGAUUCUAAGAGCCAAAAUGGUAUGAAAGGCAAAAAUGUCGCCAGGACUAUAAGAGCAGUUGCAGAAUCCCUUCUGGAAAAUCAUUUCACUGGCCUGAACAUGGAUGAUCUGUUUGAGAGAUUUGCCAAGAAGAUAAGCGAAGUACUUGGAGAGGGAAAGAUGCUAAUGUACCACCAUCGUAAUUCUGCAACUUUUAUAAAAUUCAAAUCAUAGGAAUGGGCUCAGCUCAAAUGAUAGGCGUGAGAACCAAUUGGCUGCAAUCAAAUUCCAUUAUCAACUUCCUUGAUCAUGUUAAAACUUUAAGAUUUAUUUUGUAUUGUUCUGCAAUGUGUACAAGAACGACGUUUUCGUUUGUUUGCAUGAAACCAAGUAGAUAGAGACAAAGAAUAAUCUUGGGAAGAAUCGAAGACGGCUCUUCUACUAAACCGACAAAAAUUUUCCCAAUGCCAAAGCUCUUGUUGUUGUCAUCAACCAGAAGUACAGAAGUAAUCAAUUCUUUUUGGCUGGGUGAAAUGUAUUUAAGCGAUCAUAAAGGCAAAACAAGAAACUAGAACACAGGUUACCCUGAAAUCUCUUCAGAUCCUCUUCACCGAUUCCAAAUUCUGGUCACCAACAUGUUUUCCAAAAACAACAUGCCCUCUGCCCAAACAGUUGUGUCAACAGCAGCUUCUAUCGCUGCUUCAGCAAUGGUUAUUCAGACCGUAGCCCGCAACUUGUUACCAUCUGAACUUCAAGCUUAUAUGUUCAAAUAUAUAAAGGGCUUUUUCAAAUCGUUUUCCUUUCAGAUAACCUUAGUCAUCGACGAAUUUGAUGGUUUAACAGGCAACCAGAUCUACAGGGCUGCAGAAAUCUAUUUAGGAAACAAAAUCUCUCCCUCUACCAAACUUUAUAAAGUAAGCAUGCCAGAAAAGGAGAUAAACUUUGCUGUUUCCAUGGCGAACAACCAAGAAACGAUGGAUACUUUUGAUGGGGUUCAAUUUAAAUGGAGGCAGGUUACCAGACAAGUUGACUCCAAUCACAUGGCAGCUCAAGGUCAUACUUACAAGGUCCGAUCCGAAAUUCGAUCUUUUGAGCUUACUUUCCACAAGAAACACAAGGAUAAGGUUUUAAACUCCUACUUGCCUUUUAUAUUAAAAGAAUCAAGUUGUUUAACAGAAGAGAAGAAAACCUUAAAGCUCUACACUUUGUACGACUAUAUGCGGAGGCAUGGAGGCGGAGUAUGGCAACCAAUAAUCCUUGAUCAUCCUGCAAAAUUUGAAACACUGGCGAUGAAUACAGAGCUCAAGACCAUGAUAAUGGAAGACCUUGAGAGAUUUCUAAAGAGGAAAGAAUAUUACAGAAGAGUAGGGAAGGCAUGGAAACGUGGAUAUUUGUUAUAUGGUCCUCCUGGUACAGGAAAAUCAAGUUUGAUUGCUGCAAUGGCAAAUUAUUUAAACUUUGACAUUUAUGACUUAGAACUCACCGAUAUUCAAACCAACUCUGAUCUGAGGAGAAUACUGAUCGCCACUGGAAACCGAUCAAUACUUGUGGUUGAGGAUAUUGAUUGCAGUCUUGAGUUGCAAGAACGACAAGCUGAACCACGACCUGUUACUGCUUUCAGGACUAACAGAGUAAGUCAAGUAAGGACAUUUCAACUUCUUCCUGAUCCUAUCUCUAUACUGUUUCUUAAGGCUUUUGAAUUGCCCCCUUUUUUUAUUAUUAUUAUUAAUUCCAUAGGUUACACUAUCAGGAUUGCUCAAUUUCAUCGAUGGGCUUUGGUCAAGCUGUGGAGAUGAGAGGAUCAUCGUGUUCACGACUAAUCACAAAGACCGAUUAGACCCAGCUCUGUUACGCCCAGGCCGCAUGGAUGUUCAUAUCCAUAUGUCACACUGCAGCCCUUGUGGUUUCAACACUUUAGCAGCCAAUUAUGUUGGAAUAACUGAUCACCCUCUGAUCUCCACAGCCAGAGAGCUCCUGGAUGAAAUAUCCGUGACCCCUGCAGAAGUUGGUGAGCAGUUACUGAAGAAUGAGGAUCCUGAAGCUGCACUGCAAGGCCUAAUUGACUUCCUCCGAGCAAAGAAAACUGAAGAAGCUGAAAAUUCAAGCUUGUGAUAAAUCAUAAAUAAACUAAUUUAUGAUCCUUGCAAUGCACAGCAGAGCAUGUUUUGUAUCAUAUUGUUUACUCCAAAAAAACUUGCAGUUGAACA